Molecule: messenger RNA, 507 nt
Organism: Acanthosepion pharaonis
Lineage: Eukaryota; Metazoa; Mollusca; Cephalopoda; Sepiida; Sepiidae
Source: the annotation of a GenBank genome assembly
AUGUAUAAAGAUAUAGGAACCAUAUCUAUCUAUCUAUCUAUCUAUCUAUCUAUCUAUCUCAAGCUGUUCAUAUCUCUCUCUGUCUGUCUGUCUGUCUGUCUGUCUGUCUUCUUACUCUUAUAUCCAUCGUCUUUUCAUGUCUCUCUAUUUUUUCUCUCUCUCUUUCUUUUUCUUUUUCUUUUCCUUUCUCUUUCAUUUUCCCUCUGUCUUUCUUUUUCCUUUCCUUUUCUUUUUCUUUUCCCUUUCAUUUUCUUUUUCUCUUUCUUUUUCCUUUCUCUUUUAUUUUCUCUUUCCCUCAAUUUUUCUCUCUUUCUUUUUUCUUUCUCUCUUUUUCUUUCUUUUUCUUUCUCUCUCUUUCUUUUUCUUUUCCUUACUCUUUCAUUUCCCUCUCUCUUUCUUUUUCCUUUCUUUUUCUCUUUCUUUUUCCUUUCUCUUUCAUUUUCUUUUUCCCUCAAUUUUUCUCUCUUUCUCGGUCUGUCUCUCUUCCCUACUCUUUCUUUGUAUUGA